Sungouiella intermedia is the source of this 2445-nucleotide messenger RNA. The record is from the annotation of a GenBank genome assembly. NCBI's taxonomy places the organism in Eukaryota, Fungi, Ascomycota, Pichiomycetes, Serinales, Metschnikowiaceae.
AUGUCACAAGAGCUUGCAGCCUCAUACACCAUCGGCCCAGAAAUCGGCAAGGGUUCGUUCGCCACGGUUUACAAAUGUACAAACAACAAAACCCAUCAGGCAGUGGCUAUCAAAAGCGUGGAACGUUCUAAGCUUCGCUCCAAGAAGCUUCUAGAGAAUCUCGAGAUUGAGAUCUCCAUUCUCAAGUCCACUAAACAUCCUCACAUUGUCGCCUUGCUAGACUACAACCGAACUUCCACACAUUUCCACUUGGUCAUGGAUUACUGCUCCAUGGGCGACUUAUCCUACUUCAUCCGCAAAAGAGAUCAGCUCGUGAAGACCCAUCCCGUCAUCUCGCCCUUAUUGCAAAGGUAUCCGUCUCCCGAGGGUUCGAACGGCUUGAAUCCCACCUUAGUCAUACACUUCCUACAACAGUUGAGUUCUGCCUUGGAGUUCUUACGUUCUAAGAGUUUGGUCCACAGAGAUAUCAAGCCUCAAAACUUGUUGCUCUGCCCCCCAGUCCAUUCCCGGUCUCAGUUCGAGCAAGAUGGCUACAAGGGCUUGUGGGAAUUACCCAUCUUGAAGAUUGCGGACUUUGGCUUUGCCAGGUUCUUGCCGUCUACCUCCUUGGCGGCUACCUUGUGUGGUUCUCCGCUUUAUAUGGCCCCUGAAAUUCUCCGCGGUGAAAGCUAUAAUGCAAAGGCUGACUUAUGGUCUGUCGGUGCAGUGCUCUAUGAGAUGUCCGCAGGGAAACCUCCAUUUCGUGCCUCAAAUCAUAUUGAGCUCGAGAAGGUUAUCACAAGAAAUAAUGAUCGCAUAAAAUUCCCUGCCUCUGCCCAGGUUCCAGAGCCUUUGAAGAGCUUGAUCAAGUCAUUAUUGAAAAACAAGCAAACGGAACGUAUCUCCUUCAAUGAGUUCUUCAGCAAUCCUUUGAUAGUCAAUGAACUUGAAAGCAAUGAUGAGCCCUUGGAGACCUCCGAAAUGGAUGAGAAUCUCUUCAUCAGUGAGUACAUAUCACCUAUCAGGUCUUCUGAUAGAGUGAAGUUCACGCAAACUAAUGUUCCUAUCCCAUUGGCUCAGAGUGAUUCCCGAGACGAACAAAUAAAGCUGAUCAUUACUAGGAACAGUCCUGAUCCGAGUGUUUCUACUCAAUCUAUUCAACUCAAAUACUCCGACAAGCAGCUGCACUCAUAUGUCAAGAACAGAGAAGACGUGAUUCUCGAAAGAGACUACGUUAUGGUUGAGAAACGAGCAGUUGAAGUUAACGCAAUUGCAGAUGAGUUAGCUAGAAUGGGUACUGAACCACUGGCCUCAGGUGAUUUCAGAGAGGAAGCCCUUCAGCGCAGGAAUUCCCAGCGCUCAGGUUCGUCUGAGAGCCAGAGACGGCCAAGUUUCGGUGAUCGGAGAAUUUCUAUCUCAAUUUCUCCCACGAAUGCUUUGGGUAAGGCCAUAAGUCUCGCCUCAAAUCGUUUAUUUGGAGCAUCACCUGCAGCCGAUGCAAUUCAAGAGGAAGUUGAUGUUGUUGGCACUGGUGGAAAGGGAAAUCUUGCUGAGAACUUCUCGAACCCUGACUUCGCUAAUAAUUUGUUGUUGCACAAGUUAAACUUGCCAACGUCUUCCACGGUGGCUGCAAAUAUGCACAAUUUGGGUGAUCAUGCAACAGAACCGUUAUCGGAUGAUGAAAAGAUGUUAGAAGAAUUGGAAUUCUUCGCUACGAAGGCACAUGCAAUCAAUUUAUUUGCUGAUGUCAAGUUCAGUCAGUUAAUUCCUUCUCCACCUUCCGAGGAAGGUGGUGACGAUGACUAUCUUCAGCGUGUGGAUUUACUUCCGCCUAAGAUGGUCAAGACCAUUUGUGAAGAAGGUGUUGUUUUAUACGUGAAGACACUCUCAUUGUUAGCGAAAGGAAUGCGUGUUGCAAGUGAUUGGUGGAUACUUCACCACGAUACUGAUGAACAGACCGGAGAGCAGCGCCUCUCUAAGUCAUUGAAUCUCCAGAUAAGAAUCAAAAUCAAUGAAUUGGUGCAAUGGAUUCGAGAGAAGUUCAAUGAGUGUUUGGAGAAAGGUGAGUAUAUCAAGUUGAGAUUGGAAGAGGCACAGUUAAGUAUCAGCAAAGAGGAAACUGUUAAGGCUUCUUCGUAUGCUGAUGCUCAAGGAACUGUGGUGUCGAAUUCGUCUGACCCUGAUGGUUCCUCCAGGAUAAUCGCUGAGAAAUUGAUUUUUGAUAGAGCUCUUGAGAUUUCUAGAACAGCUGCAGUCAACGAGUUGGUCAAGGAGGACUUGAAGGGUUGUGAACUUGCUUACAGUACUGCGAUCUGGAUGUUGGAGGCACUUCUCGAUGAAGAUGUCACAGAUGCCAAAUCAGAAGCUACCAGAUUGGAUGGUAGUGACAGGGAGACGGUCGAGAAGUUUAUUCUAAGCAUCGGCAACAGGUUAUCUGUUCUUAAACGGAAGCUUGAUUUGCUCUGA